Molecule: messenger RNA, 1802 nt
Organism: Ziziphus jujuba (common jujube)
Lineage: Eukaryota; Viridiplantae; Streptophyta; Magnoliopsida; Rosales; Rhamnaceae
Exons: 8
Coding region: 53-1276 (407 amino acids)
Biological process (GO): proteolysis
Molecular function (GO): ATP binding; metalloendopeptidase activity; ATP-dependent peptidase activity
Source: RefSeq, a predicted model, not a curated record
UCCGUCUUUUUCUUAUCAAACGCAGGAGCUCUGUUUCAAUGGUACGUCUUCCAUGGCCUUUCCCUCUGCCAACCUCCUCAAGACUUCAACUUGUCACCACUUUCUCUUGCUUCAACCAUUUUCUCAUCCUUCCCAAUUCUCCUUUUUCAUUCCGGAACCACUUCGACUUGCAACCACGACCAAAUCUCUCUGCUAUUCUAAACGACAAGUCGUUCCAAGAUCAGCUCUUCGAGAAUGGAAGGAGUACGAGGAAGCAGUGAAGCGCAAGGACCUUGCUGGAGCUCUUAGGUUUUUGAAAUCCAUAGAAGACCUGCAGAGGCCAAUUGAACCUGUCAAUAAUGGGUCGUUUCCAGCUGAGUCAACCCGGUCUCGGCUCGGUGAGUUGGGGCCGUUGGGGAGGGAGAGGGAUUGGGAGGUAUUGGACACGUGUCUGAAUGCUGAUGAUUUGAAGCUUGUGGGGAAUGCUUAUGGGUUUCUCAAGGAAAGGGGGUUCUUGCCCAGUUUCGGAAAAUUCAGGAAUAUUGUUUUGGAGGGGCCAAGAAAUGUUACGCCAACUGUUUUGAAGGAUUCAACUGGUUUAGAAGUCACAAAAUUUGCUCCCAAAAAGUGGGGUCUUUCAGAAAGUUCUAGUCCUGUUUUGAUUGGAUUUCUUGGCGGGGCAUCUUUUCUUGUUUGGCAAGGUAUCGAUCUUAGACCUAACCUUGCUGUGAUAUUGGGGUUAGCGUUCAUAGAUUCUAUCUUCCUUGGUGGUUGUUGUUUGGCUCAAAUAUCAAGUUAUUGGCCUCCAAAUAGGCGCAGGAUCCUCAUUCAUGAAGCAGGGCAUCUCCUAAUAGCAUACUUAAUGGGCUGCCCAGUGCGUGGUGUGAUUUUAGACCCGAUCGUAGCAGUGCAAGUGGGCAUUCAAGGACAGGCAGGAACUCAAUUUUGGGAUGAGAAAAUGGCCAAUGAUCUUGCUGAAGGGCGAUUGGAUGGUAUUGCUUUUGACAGGUAUUGCAUGGUGCUCUUUGCUGGCAUUGCUGCUGAAGCUCUUAUUUAUGGUGAAGCAGAGGGCGGAGAAAAUGAUGAAAACCUGUUUAGGAGCACCUGUCUUCUUCUGCAGCCCCCAUUAUCUAUAGCUGAAAUGUCAAAUCAGGCUAGAUGGUCACUUCUACAAUCUUACAAUCUGCUCAAAUGGCAUAAACAUGCUCACCGAGCUGCUGUUAAAGCUCUGGAAAGUCGUAGCAGUCUAAGUGAUGUAAUUAGGAGAAUUGAGGAGGCAAUGGCAAAUAGUAAUUGAAUAGGAAAAGCUGCAAUAAGUUGGCAUUCUAUCCUGUUUUGAUCAUGAGCAAAAGAGAUCAAGAGUGCAGCUGGCGAUAUAUAGACUCCAUUCUUCACUGCUGGUUGCAUCAGCUGUCUUCACAAGGUGACAUGAUCGACUAUGCAUCUUGGAUCAAAUUUCCAGGAUCCAUAAUGAAGGCCGUAAUUAAUUACUUGUUGCUCCUCAAAGACACCUCAAGAACAGUCAAAUUAUAAGAACAAGAGGAUGACAGAUCACUACCAAGCAUUCCACUUUAAAGAGAUAAUUGGAAUAGUUGUUCACCAGCAUUUUCUGAUCUCGUAAGUUGUAUACGCAGUUCCUGAUUUUUAGGUUAAAAUUUGUGUACUAAACAGAAUCGUUGUUCUUAAAGUGCUGUGAAAUGUAAAUCAAGAAGAAAAUCUCUUUUCUUCCGUUUUAUGUAAUUGGUAAUUGUUGAUUUGUCUGUCAAAUAUUUGUGGUACUCUUGUUACUUUUGAAAUGCAUUAGGCAUCAUAUUUUAUGCUUU